UGUUCAUAUACCUACCUAAUCACAUAUCAACAAACGAAUCACUCAUCGGGAAGGCAUCCAAAAAGCCUUGAAAGUGAACGACAACAAGCUGAACGUCACGACAACCUCACCUACUAGACGACCAUGCUACCACUCAAGGAAACGGAAAGGGUAACCACCACCCAACUCCAACCCAAACCCAUCCCCGCCCUCUACACGGUCUACAUCCUCCGCUCCCAGCCCCGGCACGCCUCUCUCUACAUCGGCUCCACGCCUCACCCACCGCGGCGCCUCUCACAACACAACGGGCUCGCCAAGGGCGGCGCCUACCGCACCUCCAAGAAAUCGCUCCGGCCUUGGGACAUGGUCUGCCUGGUUUCGGGGUUUCCCAGCAUGAUCGCCGCGCUGAAAUUCGAGUGGGCGCUGAACAACCCGCACAAGUCGCUGCAUAUCCCUGCCGAAAAGAGGGCGGAGGCGGUGAAGGGACUGGGGAGGAGGAAAACUGGACACCUCAAAAGGCCGAGGAAGAGCUUGACGGGCGUGAUGGAGAGUUUGCGGAUGUUGGUGGGGGUGAGGAGUUUUGGGCGGUGGCCUUUGAGGGUGCAUUUCUUUGAGGAGGAGGUUUGGAGGGUUUGGGAGAAGGUUGGUAUGAAGAAUGCUUUUGGAGGAUUGAAGAUACCGGUGGUUACGGAUUUUGGGGGUCCAACGGCGUCAUCACAAGGGGCGAGGGUGGAUGAAGAGCUUCUUGAUCCGGGAAUCGACGGUGGUGAUGGAAACGACGACGACGACGACGACGAAGACGCCCAAAACGAAAAGAAACAUGGUAUCUAUGCUUUACCGCUCGAUUACACGCCGAUAAAGGAGUACGUCGCCAAGGGGCAGGAGAUUUUUGAGUUUGAAAGGCAGGGGAACUGUGUGGUUUGUAAGGAAGCCAUGGCGGCGGGAAGGGGGUUAUAUGCGAUCUGCCCAAAGACAAGUUGUGAGGCUGUGGGACAUGUUGACUGUUGGAGUCGGUGUCUUCUGAAGCAAGAAGCAAAGAAGGUGGGAAUGGGUAGAGGGGACGAGAUACUUCCAACUAAAGGGGAAUGUCUCAAGUGUCACGGAGAGGUUCUUUGGGGAGAUAUGAUGAAGGAGUUGACAUUGAGGAUCAGGGGGCAGGCGGAGGUAGAGAAGCUGCUGAAGAAGAAGAAGAGGCGACGGGCAGCGGCGAAGGGGAAGGUGAAGGGCAAAGGGAAGGCCGCCGAUGAGAAGGGGAGCAAUGCCGAGGAAAGAAAUGCAAAAGGAAAUCGAGAGGUGAAGACGACGUCUCAGAGGAUCGUGGAGGAUAGCGAAGACAGUGAGUUCCUCGACAUUGCGUACCUUUAGUAGGCCAAAGAAUUCAAACUUCAGAGAUGAUUGAUUCCCUUACCAC
This is a messenger RNA of Neurospora tetraspora, 1390 nucleotides long. RefSeq lists its product as uncharacterized. Gene Ontology annotation, cellular component: Slx1-Slx4 complex. Gene Ontology annotation, molecular function: 5'-flap endonuclease activity; crossover junction DNA endonuclease activity. The record is from RefSeq and is a predicted model, not a curated record. The transcript has a single exon. Gene Ontology annotation, biological process: double-strand break repair via homologous recombination. Lineage: Eukaryota; Fungi; Ascomycota; Sordariomycetes; Sordariales; Sordariaceae. Bases 124 to 1344 code for a protein of 406 amino acids.